Molecule: messenger RNA, 1793 nt
Organism: Nyctereutes procyonoides (raccoon dog)
Lineage: Eukaryota; Metazoa; Chordata; Mammalia; Carnivora; Canidae
Gene: KLF16
Product: KLF transcription factor 16
Exons: 2
Coding region: 408-1274 (288 amino acids)
Biological process (GO): regulation of transcription by RNA polymerase II
Molecular function (GO): DNA-binding transcription factor activity, RNA polymerase II-specific; RNA polymerase II cis-regulatory region sequence-specific DNA binding
Source: RefSeq, a predicted model, not a curated record
CUCAGGGUGAGGAGUUCCGGCCCGCGGUGGGCGUGGGGACGACUUCGGGCACCCGAGCACCUGCGGGUGGGCCGUGCCCUGCUCUUCGGACCUCCGCAGCUUCCCAGCCUUCUGCUGCACCCCUCAACUGCUCCUUGGGCGCUCUCGGGACUCAGGAAGCCCCUGGCGCUCCCUGCCCUCUGCAGCAGCCUCCCCGUGCUCCUCGGGCCACCUGGUAGGGGGCAUUCGUGGAGGUCAGCUGCGGUCACACGUCCCUCUGUCCCCGUCGGGAUGACCUCAGGAGGUCGCGGGGAAGGCUGGCUGUCCAGCCGGGCCAGAGGGCCUGCACCCCGGGGCGGCCAAGCGGUCCUGGCCCAGGUGGCUCCCUCGUGUUACCCGCAUCAGGUCCCCGGGACCUCUUGGCCUGUAUGUUUCGGAGCCUGCUGGGCACCGCCGUGACGCCAGCUGCCCCCGGGUCACCCCAGCCCAGCCCGAGUCAAAAGGUCACGUCCGUGCCUGUGGCCUCUGAGCCUCCUGGGCGCCCCCCACCGUGGGAGGGGAGGCGGGUGUCCGCGGGCCCAGCACCGGGGCCACCCACGUGCGCACGUGAGCUCCCGGGAGGGUGUGGGGUGGGGCCGGGAGUCGCCCCCCCAGCGGAGGGGCCACGUGAGCGAGCGAGCGGCCGCUGUCCCCGGGCUACGUGCGGCAGCUGUGUUCCGGCGCCGCGUGCGCCCGCUCCUGCAGCUCCUGCAACCUGCUGGCGGCGGAGGGGAGGAGGGGCGGCGGGGGAGGGAGCCCGCGGCCCUGCCGGUCCCCCGCGCCCUGCAAGAUGGCGACAGCACCCGCCACCGCCGCGACCCGGGCCGCCGGCCGGGCCCUUCCCUGGACCUGUCCCCCGCCCCCCGGAUUGUUCCAGGGAAGGCGCGCGCGCGCGCGCGCUCCCGAGGUCUCGCGCACAGUCGUGUGAGCGCCCCUGCCCCCCUCCCCCUGCAGGCGAACGGCCCUUUGCCUGCGACUGGCCGGGCUGCGACAAGAAGUUCGCGCGCUCCGACGAGCUGGCGCGCCACCACCGGACCCACACCGGCGAGAAGCGCUUCCCCUGCCCGCUCUGCUCCAAGCGCUUCACCCGCAGCGACCACCUGACCAAGCACGCGCGCCGCCACCCCGGCUUCCGGCCCGACCUGCUCCGCCGCCCCGGCGCCCGCAGCACCUCGCCCAGCGACUCGCUGCCCUGCAGCCUGGCCGGCAGCCCCGCGCCCAGCCCCGCGCCCAGCCCCGCGCCCUCCGGCCUGUAGGGCCCUGGCCCAGCCCUCCCUGCCGCACCCCUGCUGGGCCUGGGCCCCGAGCACCAGCAAAACGCCCGCUGGCCACAGCCAGGGGCCGGCCACGGCCGCACUGGACCGCAGGUGGCCCGGGAGGGGGGCGCCGGUCUGUAAAUAGCCGUGUUGGAUAACUCUUCCUCUGUGUUAACCAGGAACCCCGGGGGCGGCCAGCAGGCGCUCCCCUCCCCCCCGCCGCCACCGCCCAGCCUCGGAGAGGGUGGGUGUGGGGGGGCGCGGCCCAGGAGGGGUGCACCUAAGCAGUGCUCAGACUUGGCCCCCUAGCCCCCCCCUCCAGGUAGGGACGACGUGUUCAAAGAGCCAUAGGUGAACCAGGGGUCACCGCGGCCCCCCACCCCCACCCCACUGAAAGCCAUUGGAGAUGUUCAGGGAUCCGGGGUGCGGCUCCGGCCGCCCCCAUCCGGGUACUCAAUCUCAGGUGUCCACAGGUUCUCCCCUGCCACCCAGCUCCCCGGCAGGGGGCGGGAGGGCAGC